Messenger RNA from Arachis duranensis, 3689 nucleotides. RefSeq names its product putative pentatricopeptide repeat-containing protein At5g52630. Gene Ontology annotation, biological process: RNA modification. The record is from RefSeq and is a predicted model, not a curated record. The transcript is spliced from 8 exons. Bases 1023 to 2804 code for a protein of 593 amino acids. Gene Ontology annotation, molecular function: zinc ion binding; protein binding; RNA binding. NCBI's taxonomy places the organism in Eukaryota, Viridiplantae, Streptophyta, Magnoliopsida, Fabales, Fabaceae.
UCUCCAUCUCCUUCCUUAUUAUUCCUUCGAGCAGAACACCCCCAGCCUCAACCAGGGAAAAACCCUAGCCGCCACCACCGCCACAGGGAGGAGCCGUGUUUGCCGCCGGCCGUCGCAGUCAGGGGCUUGUCUCCUCGAGUCUUCGUGCGUCACAGUCAGGGGAGUUCUCCAAGUCUUCGAUCUGUUCGCAGUCACCAGUUGCAGGCGCACCGCUUCUUCCUCCAGCUCGGCUGUCGUCGUGUUGUCGCCGUUGUUUGUUGCCAUCUGUCGCAGUCAGGGGUUUGUCUCCUCGAGUCUUCGUGCGUCGCAGUCAGGGGAGUUCUCCAAGUCCUUCCCGAUAGUGACCUUCAUCACAGUAACAUGUUCAUCUGAAAUGUUUGUUUUACAGUUUUAAAUGGCAAAGUGAUGCGAAAAGUGAGUGUGGAGGUUGUGGGGUUGGGAGCCCUAAAGCUCACUAGAUUCCUUGGAUAACAAAUGCAACAGAAUAACAUUGAGUUUUGAAUCAAUGUACACUGUUCGAAUGCUGAAAGAGGAAAUGAUGGAAAUCAUGAAGCUCCAAGAACUGCUAAAGUGAAGCCAAUUCAAGAUGAAAUUCUCCCACCGGUGGAUGAACUAAAAGAAAUCUUUGAGUGCGCCGUGCCGUCGGCGUCGCCACCCCGUCUUCUCAGACGCAGAACCAAUUGCCAGUUGUCCGCCGUUCCUUCUUCUCAGAACCGGUUGCAUGAAGUUGCUGCUCCUUCACCGGUCACCAAUUCGUCUCCGCUCCGCCACUCCUCUGGCCUCUUUGCUGUGCUUCCUUUCCAUCGUCGGCGCCGUUCCUGGCCAUGUCAACCGUCACCAUUUACUAACCGGUUCCAGGGACUAAAUUGUCUAACACUAUAACAUCUUUGAUGGUUAGGGAACCGAUCUGACAUUUCCAUAUCGUUGACAGAGGUUUAAUCAUUCGAAAAAAUGGGAAAACAAAAGCAAUUACAAUCUUGUUGAGCCACAAGAUGCAUGGUGACGGUGCACCUAUGUGAGCCAUGCUACCAAUAGCAACUGCAUUGCACCCAAACACCCAAAGCUUUGAACAACACUACCGGAACCUUUGCAACACGCUCCUGUCCCUCACCUAUUCUCGCUCCCUUCCAAAGGGGCUUCAGCUCCACGCCCAUAUCCUCAAGACUGGCCUCAACUCCAUUCCUCUCCUCUCGCAUCACCUUAUUAACUUCUACUCGAAAACUUGCCUCCCCCACUUCUCCCACAAAGUGUUUGACGAAAGUCCCCAUAGAACCUCCACCACAUGGAGCUCCUUAAUCUCUUCUUUCGCCCAAAACGAACUCCCAUUGCUUGCUCUACACUCAUUUCGCCGCAUGAUCCUUAAUGGGAUCCGUCCAGAUGACCACACCUUCCCCAGCGCCACCAAGUCGUGUGCCAUAUUGGGCAAUCCCCACAUUGGGGAAUCAGUGCAUUGUCUCGCCCUCAAGACUUGGUAUGUGGUUGAUGUGUUUGUUGGGAGUUCCAUUGUUGAUAUGUAUGCCAAGUGUGGCAAAAUUUGGUGUGCGAGAAAGGUUUUCGACGAAAUGCCCAAACGAAAUGUUGUUUCUUGGAGUGGGAUGAUAUAUGGGUAUGCGCAGAUAGGUGAGGAUGAGGAGGCUCUCGGAUUGUUUAAGAGGGUGAUGGGUGAGAAAGAUGUUGGGGUUAAUGAUUUUACUUUGUCUAGUGUUUUGAGGGUUUGUGGAGGCUCCACAUUGCUUGAGUUGGGGAAGCAAGUACAUGGAUUGUGCUUUAAGACAAGCUUUAAUUCAUCGUGUUUUGUGGGGAGUUCAUUGAUUUCUUUGUACUCUAAGUGUGGGGUUGUGGAAGGAGCUUACCAGGUUUUUGAGGAGGUGAAGGAUAGAAACCUUGGCAUGUGGAAUGCAAUGCUGAUUGCAUGUGCUCAGCAUGCCCAUACAAGUAAAACAUUUGAGCUUUUCAGGGAGAUGGAGAGUCUUGGGAUGAAGCCUAAUUUCAUAACUUUUUUGUGCAUGCUCUAUGCUUGCAGCCACACUGGAUUGGUUGAGGAGGGCCAGUAUUACUUUGAGAUGAUGAGAGGCUAUGGCAUUGAACCAGGGGCACAACAUUACUCCACAUUGGUGGAUUUGCUUGGCCGUGCCGGGAAGUUGCAGGAAGCAGUUCAGGUGGUUCAAGAGAUGCCUAUGCAUCCAACAGAAUCUGUCUGGGGAGCUUUGUUGACAGGUUGUAGAAUACACGGGAACACUGAAUUGGCAUCCUACGUGGCUGAUAGACUUUUUGAGUUGGGCUCAUUGAGCUCAGGCGUUCAUGUAUUGCUCUCUAAUGCUUAUGCUGCUGCUGGUAGAUGGGAGGAAGCGGCAAGGGCAAGGAAGAUGCUGAGGGAUCAAGGAAUAAAGAAGGAAACUGGUUUGAGUUGGGUGGAGGAAGGGAAUAAAGUUCACACAUUUGCUGCCGGGGAUAGGUCUCAUGCAAAGACCACGGAAAUCUAUAAGAAGUUGGAGGAGUUAGGAGAAGAAAUGGAGAAGGCUGGUUAUGUUGCAGACACAUCUUUUGUGCUGAAAGAGGUGGGAGGCGAAGAGAAGAAUGAGACUAUAAGGUAUCAUAGCGAAAGGUUGGCCAUAGCAUUUGGCCUCAUUACUUUCCCGAAGGAGCGACCAAUCAGAGUGAUGAAGAAUCUGCGUGUCUGCGGCGAUUGCCACACUGCAAUCAAGUACAUUAGCAAGUGCACUGGGAGGGUGAUCAUUGUGAGGGACAAUAACAGGUUCCACCGAUUUGAGGAUGGGAAAUGCACUUGUGGAGAUUAUUGGUGAUCAUAAUGAUGCUGAGUGACACUAGAAUACUGAUAACAAAAUUGGAGCAGUUCAAGACUAUAAUUCAUCGUUCUUGAUGAACCGUCUUGUUGUUUGAACAUUUUCAUCCUUUAGUGAGCAGUGGAUAGUGGAUACUCAGGAGGAAAGAUAUGGAGUUGAAGGGAUGAUUUUCACUGCUUAAUUCCGAAUUGUUGCAGAAUGGCUGUUUGUUGGUCCUUUUAAACUAGUUUAGCAGGUUUAGGAGCAGUAGUGCUAGGCCUAGCUGCUGCCUAUAAAUGCUAGAGGUUAGUUAGUUUUCAGUUAGUUAGAAAAUUCUGUAAAAGUGUGUUAGUUCAGGAGAUGAAAAUUCUCUCUAGUAAUUGAGGAAAACUCUGCACGCCAAUAGGGAUUGUGAUUUACAAUCCCUAGUUCAUCAAUUAAACCCCCUAAUUUUGCUAGUUCCUUGAUCCUAUCAAAUUGUCAUGUUAUUCUUGGUGCUGUUGCUUUCACACAAUCUCACCUAAACUCAUUCUCAUGUCAUUCAUGUUAUUCUCAUUUUAAAGUUAAUAUUUAUGUUAUCUCCACUCUCCCUUGUCAAUUACUAUUUUCGGAUGUAUUUUGGAAAUUACAGGAUGCGAGAUUGUUGAGGGCAAUUGGUUUGGCUAAACAAAAGGAAGGAUUAUAUUAUCUCAUUGUGAAUGCUAUGAAGGACAAACCCACAACCACAUUAGGUCCCAACUUAUUAAAUAAUGCCAUUACCACACCAAUGACAAACAAAAAUAUAUGGUUUGAUAGGUUCUGGCGGUGGAAAAGAGCAAAAGAUGUACAAUGCAUGAUGAGUUGGGACAGGGAAGCGUCUCUGCAAGAUGUCUGUUGACAUUCGCAAUGAGGGUUCUCCAACUGAUU